Messenger RNA from Solea senegalensis (Senegalese sole), 6853 nucleotides. RefSeq names its product myocyte-specific enhancer factor 2D homolog. The transcript has 13 exons. Gene Ontology annotation, biological process: cell differentiation; positive regulation of transcription by RNA polymerase II. The coding region runs from base 518 to 2308 and encodes 596 amino acids. The record is from RefSeq and is a predicted model, not a curated record. Gene Ontology annotation, molecular function: protein dimerization activity; DNA-binding transcription factor activity, RNA polymerase II-specific; RNA polymerase II cis-regulatory region sequence-specific DNA binding. Lineage: Eukaryota; Metazoa; Chordata; Actinopteri; Pleuronectiformes; Soleidae.
CUGGGUUCACUGUAUCGCCUGGGUGGACAGUAUAGUUACUUCAGGAAUAAUUGGAAUAAAAAAAUACGGAGGAUUCGUGUAAAUAGAGACGUCGCUUCAGUGUAAUUAAUGAACGCGUCGUAAUUAAGACGGCUCGUGUUUGAAGCAAGUGGUGGCAGACCUAUUUUUGAUUUUUAUCAGCAAUAUUUCAGGGAGAGGAAAGUUGCCUUUCUUGCCACAUCGGCUGCAGAAAGAGUUUAUUUCUGCUGAACUGAACGGAUGAACUGAGGACCUCGUCAACCUCUCACCUUUUUUUGCAGUUCCCAUUCUUCACUCGUUGCUUGUCGUGAAAAGGAGACGACCACGUUGCCUCGCCACACCUGGGCAGAGAAAUGCACGUGUGUGCGCUUCCUCUCAUAAAUGACAGUGUGAGUGUUUUUGGGCUGAAGUAAGAGGUAGAGGUCUGUUCUUCGUCUCUCCCCGAGGCACCUCGCUGCUUGACUGACUCCAACAUUUGUGUCCACAACUGCAAAGCAUCAUGGGUAGGAAAAAGAUUCAGAUCCAACGGAUCACUGACGAAAGGAACAAGCAGGUGACAUUCACAAAGCGAAAGUUUGGCUUGAUGAAGAAAGCCUACGAGCUGAGUGUGCUGUGUGACUGCGAGAUUGCCCUGAUCAUCUUCAACCAUGCAAACAAGCUGUUCCAGUACGCCAGCACGGACAUGGACAAGGUCCUGCUGAAGUACACAGAGUACAACGAGCCUCACGAGAGUCGGACCAAUGCCGAUAUCAUUGAGACUUUGAGAAAGAAAGGCUUCAACGGUUGUGACAGUCCAGAGCCUGAUGGUGAAGACUCCAUCGACCAAAGUCCUCUUAAUGAUGACAAGUACCGUAAGACCACAGAGGACCUGGAUGUUCUCUUCAAACGCUACGGACAGUCGACAGCUCCGCCCCAGACGUUCUCCAUGCCAGUCACCGUCCAGGCGUCCAGUCAAAGCACACUGCAAUUCAGUAACCCUGGUAACGCACUGGUAACUACCUCCUAUGUAACAUCAUCAUCGCUCACGGAUACCCACCUCCUGUCACCACAGCAACCAGCUCUUCAGAGAAAUACAGUGUCUCCUGGGUUACCACAGCGACCAGCGAGUGCAGGUGCUCUUCUUGGAGGUGACCUGAACAAUUCAAAUGGAGGAUGCCCAAGUCCAGUCCCUAAUGGAUACACCAGUGCCAGGGCCUCCCCAGGCCUCCUCACCGUUUCCAACGGCAACAGUCUGGGGAAAGUAGUUCCAGCCAAGUCUCCACCCCCACCUCCCAGCCCCCAGAUGGUCAACAGCCGCAAGCCAGACCUCCGAGUCAUCACCUCACAGGGUGGAAAGAGCCUCAUGCAGAUGACAGAGGAUGAGCUGGAGUUGGUAAACGAGAAUGCUCAGCGGCUGGCAGCUGGAGCCCAGGUGGCACAAACGCUCACCACACCGGUGGUUUCUGUAGCCACGCCGAGCCUCCUGGCGCAGGGGCUGCCCUUCUCUGCCAUGCCCACAGCGUACAACACAGAGUACCAGCUGACCAGUGCUGACAUCACUGCUCUACAUGCUCUGGCAUCACCUGCUGCCUUGUUGCCAACUAGUGUGUCCACGUGGCAACAGCAGCAGGCUCUUUCCCAGCAAUCGCAGCAGCAGCAGCAACAGCAGCAGCAGCAGCAAACACAGCAGCAGCAGCAACUUUGUCUUGCAUCACUCAGCAACUUGGUCAUGUGGGGAGUGGACAAACAGAGCAGCGAGCUGUCUAGCCAGGUGUCCAGUCUGGCUGCCAAUUUGAGUGUUGGUUCUCCAUCCAACCUGCUCUUGGGUAGAGAUGAGUGGUUGGGCCGGCCGGUGACACAAUUACCUCAAGGUGCCAUGCUGACUGUCAACACAAACUCCGGCGUGAGCAUCAAGUCAGAACCUGUCUCGCCCGGCCGGGAUCGCAGCACCCCUUGUCCUCCUCCUUCCUCCGCCACUCCGUCCUCAACUUCAGGAGGAGCCAUUUUGACCGCUCCGCCACAGUACCCCAGCUCCCUGCUGUGCCUGGAGCCUCCGACUGGCCGCUCACCCGCAGACAGCGUCAGCAGCAACGCCAGUUCCUUUGAGGGCAGUGAUCGAGACGAUACUGGCACAGCUGGUGGAGGUGGCGCAGGUGGAGGUGGCGGCAGCGCGGCCGGAACUACAGGACCCGCAAACCGGUCUGUGCCGCCUGACUUCAGCCCGUCGGCCGAGCUCCUCAGGGUGUCAAACGAAUCAGAGCAAGAGGGAGGAAACAUUAAGCGCAUGAGAUUGGACGCCUGGGUCACAUAGAAGCGCCAGCAUCGCCUCGCUGCUGCAUCCCCACAUGAAGUUAUGGUGACACUUAAACACCCACAACACACACACCCCUCCACACUCAUCCUUGAACCCCCACUGCCCCAACCCUGCACUGCCACGUGACACUAUCAUCAUACAUCUGCCUCUUUCUGAAACUGUACCACUCAGCUGCGUCACUCGGACUUAUGAAAAAGUUAAAAAAUAAUGAAAAUUCUUUGGGGUGGCGCUCUGAGUGAGGGGAGAACGGUUUAGUGCUCAGCUGGAUAUUUAGGCUCCUUCAGCCGAGGGACAGUAGAUUUUAAAGCCUUCUUUCUUGAGUGGACGCCCGUAUAGUCAUUUCUUUUUUGUAGAAACAAGGUGUUCAGUCUUUCAGUCUGACAAAACCAUGAAAUAUCCCUCUUUGACAUGGUUUCUGCAUAAUCUUCAUGUAUUCACAUCUAGAUCUGCUGCGUCAUUCACAUUGAGAGUGGUGGCGUUUCUAUAUUAUGGGACUUCUGCUGUAAGACUCGCCACUUCCUGCUCUUUAAGUCCAUGUGGAUCGUGCGUGUGCUGUCCAUUCUUCCAGAAGUCACCUCCAAACUGCACUAUUGGAAAAAAAACAAAACUUAAUUUGGACAUAUUUGAGGACUGAGCAUCUUUCAGACACUAAACAGACUCAAGCAGGGUCCUUAUGUUAGGGUUUCUAACUCACCCAGUCGGGCCUGAGCCCUCUUGUGGCAUUCUGCGGCUGUGGAGACGAGCACUUUGCCAGAGUGCCAAUACCAACCUCUCUUUAGGAAAAAAGAAAGCCAAAUGCCUCUUCACAUGGUGCAGGGACACUGACGACGGAUCACUCAUGAAAAAUGGUGAGAUACCAGAAACCGUCUCUGCUUUUCAGGCUUUGAAUAUGUCGUGACUCCUCCUGUCCUCUCACCUCAUCUCCUCUGGAACUCGGGUGGGAAUCAUCGCACCAGAAAUCCCACUGGUCACUUGACUUUAUUACCAGGAGUAGAUGCCAUCCAGUUAAAAGCAUAGUGUGUUUUUUGAGCCUGCAGUGGCUUUUUUUGAGGUAGAGAAGUAUUUGGUUCUUUCAGUCCAAGUGUUCUUUAUCUGUUGGUAUUUUAAAAAUCUGUUUUGAAGGUCUGUUAGUCGUCCAGAAGUAGGAAUUCUGACUUUGUAUAAAAUCACUCCUUAUACAAAAAGCUUUGAUGUCCUCUUUAGCUCUCUCUAGCUCUCCUUAGCUCUUUGCCGUGUUUCAAAAAGUGAAAGGAAAAAGACAUUUUCUAUAUUUCUACCGCUUCAGUUGGCGACAAAGUACAAUAGCUUUUCAGCUUCAACAACGUGUAUGUACAUAUAAAUAUAUUUGCAUAGACUUUGCUAGGUAUCCCUAAAAACAAGCAAUGUGUUGAUUCUCAGUGGAUCUGUUUGCAUAUACGAGUGUGACUAUGAUAAUGUUUCGAGCUUCAGUGCAGGGGUUACGCCACACGAGGUAGUGCUGGUGGAUCAGACUUGUUUUGGUAAAACUAUUUAAUGCUUGUGUUGAUGGUGUGUGCACUUUGUCUCUCACUCACAGAAGCCUGCUCGGUUGUGGUGUCAUCAUAUUCUCCUACCACACCUUUUUAAACAAAAAAAAACACAAACAAAAAAAACAAAUAAACACCAUCAAAGUAAAACUCGUCCACCUUUUCAUGAACUCAUCAUUACGACACUGCCAUUCACUUACGUAGAGUACUUAGAUAAUACACACAUUCUAAUUGACAGAAUCAUCUUCAAUAUUUUCCACGUUAAGAAAACACAGUUUAUGCCUUUUUUCACUUUCUACAAGUGCUGUGUUUGUGGUUACAUUGUAUAUUUUCUAUUGUCUGCACCAUUUCAGGUUUGUGUAUGAGUGUGUGUGCGUGCGUGUGUGUACACAGGUUGUUUAUGCAUAGAAGCAGAAAGCCUCUUUUUUCCCCCUGAUGAGCUGACGCUCUCAGUGCAGACUGGUGCACCAGCUGAUGUUUGUUGACUGUUGAUAAUCUACUUAAAGCAAUGCUACACUUGGGUCUGUGUGGGUGAGACGGCAGCUUUAUUAAAUGCUGCUGUUUGGUGCAAGAACUCUCAGCUCACUGCGCCAAGUGUGAAACCAGUGUUCGACACAGAGGCUGUUUGUGUUCGACUGCCUACAAAAAAAAACAGAAGAAAAAUCACAGUGCUGUGCGACCUUUUCACGUAGACGAAUCCACAUCUAUUAGCAGAGGUUUUGCUCUUUUCCACGAUCAGCUUAUUUUAUUCCGUCCAUCGCUCGGCCGCGUGGUGUGCGGGCGUUUUACUCGGCUAAUUUCAGGUCGUUUGUGUUUUCUUUAAAUAAAAUCAGCACUGGAAACAAUUUCACCACCGCAACAACAACAAUAAUGAAAAAUAUGUUCAUCAUCAAAGGAAUGAUUUUGGAAACUUUUCCCAGAGUUUGAUGAGAAGAUUCAUGUCAGUCAUCUGCGUGCAUUCAAUUUGGAUAAAGUGUUUCUGCUUCCACAAAGAGCAUCUCUAAUGCACCCUCUAAUGCAGCGCUUAGACUGAAAUUUUACUACAAAUUGAAUUAAAAAAGAGAAAAUAGGAGCAUUUAUCCAUUUGAGCUCAGUCAUUUCCAACACUUGAGGGCUAAAAUGUACAAUUCUGGUGAAAUCUUCAAUGAAUUCUUCACAUAAAUAAACAGAAGCAGUCGUGAUGUUUUUGUUUUAUCGUCACGAUACACUUCAUGUAUGUCAUGAUUUAUGAAGACUCUGUUUACAAGGCACUUUGGAACAAUUAUUUUAGAUGCCACUUUAAAAGUGAGCAGUAAAACUAAAUAAUAAUUGAAACUGAAUUGUGUGUUUAUGAAACAAACUAAAAUAAACUCAAAUUGUAGCGAAAAUGUGCUUAAUUUUAUCACAUAAUCCUUUUGGCUUCAUAUGAAGUGUUUUUAUUUUUUCUCUGACUGCAAUUUUUAAAGGUUUUAUUUGAGACACAAUAGUUAUCACCUUUUUGAAUCUUGCACCUGGCAAAUACUCCAUAUUCCAAACUAGCAAACCCGCUCUUGACACGAGUUAAAACAAACUCAAUUUGAAAACAAAAAGUUAAAACGAAACGAAAGAUCGUUCAAAUACCAUUUUUGCAAAAUCGCCAAAAAGUGAACUUUCAAUCCAAGAUGGCGGACUUCCUGUUGGGUUUGGAUUAUGGUCAUAAUGUAAUUUUUUUUCUUCAUCCUGACCUUCUACAUACAGUAUGUGUACCGAUUUUCGUGCUUGUAUGAUAAUUGUCCUGUUCAGGGUGAAUUUGGACAGGGGGUGGCACACACUUAUUGGCCCCUCCCACAUCCAGUUUUCGACGCACAUUCCCCAGAACCGCUUUCAGUCGUAAAUUUUCAUGAGGUCUGACACGAUCGCAAAAAUCCAUGCGUUUUUGGGCAUGGGAAAGGCCUUGGACCCUAAUAAAAACUAAAACUAUUGAAAAAUCCCAAACUAUUAUAACCUUAAUGAGCACUUAGGACGGUCAUAAUCUUCUCAUCUUACUCUGAGAGCGCUACAUUUAAUAAAGACGUGUCACUGCUCCCUUUGACAGAUGAUGAUCUCAGUCAUUUCCAUAUUUACACAACAGAAGUGAAUCAGCGUGUGAAAUGCUCGUUGUUUGUGGGCGUCGACAGUGGACUCCACACUGAUUGGCUGUGGCCUCCCUGCGCGGCGACGCAGGCACGUUCAUGUAAAAUACGACAUACGGUUCUCUGUCCAAUCUGUAGUCACGAGACAAUCUAUAUGAGAAAGGAAAACCUGGACCCUGUUACUUGUCGUGUACAAUGUUUUUUAGAAUUUCACUAUUUUUGAAUUAAUUUGUGCUGGUGACAGUUCCAUUGUCUAAUUAUUAUAAUGAUAUUAUUAUGGAGCUUUUUUUAUUUUAUUGCUAUUUUGUGUAGAAUAGCCAACUGUUUUGUUUCCUCUCUAUGACUUCACCUUUAUCAUAAACAUAUUAGUACUGGUUUCCUUUUCUCCAAACAACUUGCUGACAGUUGCACGAUGAGUUCUUGUGGUAUUAGCAAAUGCAAUGAAGGAAGGAAAUACCAGUUAAAUGCUGCAAUUUUAAUUAAGAUAUAGAAUAUAUUUAUAAAAAAAAAACAGGAAACAACGGAAAUUUAGUAAAUCAUGAAAUUUGAAAAAUGUAAAUGCAUGGGAUUAUCAGUAACAGACGUUGUGUUACGUACAGUAAUGAUACAAGGACAUGCAUCACAAAUGAGUUCUGAAACGACUCAGAAUAAUGUAGCAUAUGAAAUACUAAAGAUGAAAUUUAUAGCUAAUAUAUUGUGUUGAGCUAGUCUGCUUUGGGUUUUUGUUGUAAAGAAAAAAUACUUCUUUUUGUCGUUUUUUGAGAAUGAUAUACAGUUUGUGUAUAUUUUCAUAUACAAAGUAUGCACUGAUAUGUUAUUGAAAUUCUAUACCGCUUUUACAAAAAGUGUUUGUUGUACCAAAGUAUCCAAGUCCCUUGAAACCUUAUCCUUUUUGCGUAUGUUUUACCGUAUUUUAUAUAUUAAAUAGACAAACUGAGUGAAAUAAA